AUGCCGGAUUUUUCCCUCAAAACAAUACACGUGAAAUCAUACAAACUCGAUGUAAAAAGCCCCGGCCAAAGCCUCAUGGUCUCGUCGGCUUUCUCUUUAGAUAUAAUCACAUGUAAUCCUAACAAGGUUGGAUUAAGCUACCACCCUUCGAGAUUCCACGUCCUGAGCCAAGGAUUAGUAGUGGGAUUGAUUAUAAUCCCGGACUUUCAUCAGCCCCCAUUGAGCAAAAACGUAACCCUCGAGACGCGAGUGUUUGUCGAAUGCUUAAACGUUAGCGAUAUUAUUUAUAGAAAUUCUAAGAAAGAUGGCUCGUCAAGAGAAGGCUCGGCUGGCAUAAGGAUAUUAGGCGAUGUUAAAGCAGAGGUUCGAGUUUUUCGCGUCACAUUGCCUAAGAUUAGGAUUGCUUUGGAUUGUGAAAUAGAAGUUAACGAGUCGAGAUUUUCACUGAGUAGUGAAGUUUACGGCAUGAAAUCGAGUCACGAACGCUUGGCACGUGCGGCUAAACUGUCGAUCUUGAAUCGAUUUCAGAUAUCACUUCCAUUCAAUUCACAUACAAUCUCCAAGAGAUGUUCAGCAGCUCUGUUAGUGUAA
Molecule: messenger RNA, 591 nt
Organism: Striga hermonthica
Lineage: Eukaryota; Viridiplantae; Streptophyta; Magnoliopsida; Lamiales; Orobanchaceae
Source: the annotation of a GenBank genome assembly